Condylura cristata (star-nosed mole) is the source of this 2705-nucleotide messenger RNA. RefSeq names its product CAP, adenylate cyclase-associated protein, 2 (yeast) (gene CAP2). Gene Ontology annotation, cellular component: cytoplasm. The transcript has 13 exons. Gene Ontology annotation, molecular function: actin binding; adenylate cyclase binding. NCBI's taxonomy places the organism in Eukaryota, Metazoa, Chordata, Mammalia, Eulipotyphla, Talpidae. The record is from RefSeq and is a predicted model, not a curated record. Gene Ontology annotation, biological process: regulation of adenylate cyclase activity; cytoskeleton organization; cell morphogenesis. The coding region runs from base 260 to 1555 and encodes 431 amino acids.
CCCAGUCCCCCUCUGUCUCCACUCCCCACCCGCGUAGCCCGCUCCCCCUCUCCCUCUCUCCCCCUCGGCUCGGCUGUAUUUGGAGCUCCCGGAAGCUGCCGGCGACUCUCCCCGGGAGCAGCGUGACUGACACCGACUCGGUUCUGGCGGGAGGAGGGCCCGGGAGGAGGGCCCGGGAGGAGGGGAGCGGGAGGAGGGCGCGAGUGGCCGCGCACGGAUUUGCAUUGCGGAGGACGGGAGCCCCGGGCGCCCCAGCAGAAUGGCGGAGAUGCAUGGGCUGAUAGAAAGACUGGAGCGAGCUGUCUGCCGCCUGGAGCUGCUGGCUGUCGGGUCCCACCAGCCUCCUGGGAACUGUGGGGAGAUCAAUGGUGUCAUUGGAGGUGUGGCACCCUCAGUGGAAGCCUUUGAUAAGCUGAUGAACAGCAUGGUGGCUGAGUUCCUAAAGAAGAGUAAGGUCCUUGCUGGGGACGUGGAGACUCAUGCAGAAAUGGUGCAGAGCGCAUUCCAGGCCCAGCGGGCUUUCCUUCUAAUGGCCUCUCAGUAUCAACAGCCCCAAGAGAAUGACGUGGCCGUGCUUCUGAAACCAAUAUCGGAAAAGAUUCAGGAGAUCCAGACUUUCAGAGAGAAAAACCGGGGCAGUGAAAUGUUCAAUCAUCUCUCGGCCGUCAGUGAGAGCAUCCCUGCCCUUGGCUGGAUAGCUGUGUCCCCCAAACCCGGUCCUUAUGUCAAGGAGAUGAAUGACGCUGCCACCUUUUACACUAACAGGGUCUUGAAGGACUACAAGCACAGUGACUUACGCCACGUGGACUGGGUGAAAUCCUAUCUAAACAUUUGGAGCGAGCUUCAAGCCUACAUCAAGGAACACCACACCACCGGCCUUACCUGGAGCAAAACAGGCACUCGGGAAACGGCCUGCAAACCUUACAGAAAGAAAAUGGCUGCCUAUGGACUCCGACACGUCACAGAUGACCAGAAGACACACAAGAACCCCAGUCUGCGGGCGCAAAGUGGACAGACUACAUCUCCAUCCAAAAGCCGCUCUGCAGGCCCCCUGUGUCCCCAGUCUCAGCCUCCUCAGAAACACACUCCUGUGUUGGAGUUGGAAGGAAAGAAAUGGAGAGUAGAGUACCAAGAGGACAGGAACGACCUUGUGAUUGCAGAGACUGAGCUGAAACAAGUGGCUUACAUUUUCAAAUGCAACAAGUCUACUCUGCAGAUAAAAGGGAAAGUCAAUUCCAUUACAAUAGAUAACUGUAAGAAGUUCGCACUUGUGUUUGACAAUGUGGUGGGUAUUGUGGAAGUGAUCAACUCCAAGGAUAUUCAGAUGCAGGUAAUGGGGAAGGUGCCAACAAUUUCUAUCAAUAAGACAGAAGGUUGCCACAUAUACCUCAGUGAAGACGCUCUGGACUGUGAGAUUGUGAGUGCCAAGUCAUCGGAAAUGAAUAUUCUUAUCCCUCAGGAUGGGGAUUACAGGGAAUUUCCUGUUCCUGAGCAGUUCAAGACGACUUGGGAUGGAUCAAAGCUGGUCACGGAACCUGCCGAAAUUAUGGCCUAAGCUCCAGAGAGAAGGAACCCCCUGCCCUGAAUCUCCCCUUCCCACACUCACAAAAACAAGCAGCAUUAAAGACCUAGAAGUUGCAGGAACACAUACUGCUUUAAUUUUGGCCUCCAGCAAUUACAGAAACAGCAUCAUUUCUGGCAUGCUUUCGUGAGCAUUUUGAAAUUUAAUGUUUCCUCAUCACUUGCUUUUAUGUGUGAUUCGAGUCCCAUGUGACAACUCGUGAGCAUUCUACAUUGAAGGGGGAUAAAGAACUCUGUACCCUUUAUAUCAUUAAUAGUCCUGAUAGGUAAAAAUAGUGCAUGAAUCACUUUUACCUUUAGGUGUGACUGCUGAUUCACUUUUAUAUUGAUGUUUACUUACUAGUGAAAAAUAAAGCCUUGGAGAAUCUAAGAUGUACAUUUUUACCUUUAAGAAAACUGCACAAUGAUAUCGUUGUAGUAUUAUGCUCUGAAAAGUACACGAUAUUAUUUUUUCUUAUUUUUUCUCACAUGUUCACCUUAAUCAGCAUGGACCCACUGGCAGCAUGAAUAAGUGAAUAUUCCAAUCCAUGUUUUAAAAAAUAUAUAAGAAAAUUACAUAUGAAGGCUUGUACUAAGUUUCUUGGUCCUUGGAAACCUGUGCACUUUGCAGUUAUUAAAAAUCUAAACUAAAAAAAUGACUUAUCGUAAAAACUUUUCCACCAUGUCACUUGGAAAACUUACUUUAUUGCAUAAAGGUUUUCAUGCCAAAAGAUUGGUGGAAGCAGUUUUUUGUUGCCUGGUUUCUUUGCUAUGGAAGACUCACAGUUUUGCUCUAACCUAAAAGUCAAUUUGUUUUCCAAUUUUUGAAGCUGUUAAGUAUCAGAUGCCUUGUACAUGACGGUGUUAACGUCUUAUUUUAGGCUACUUUCUUCUAUUCUACUUGCUGGACUUGCUUAUCAGUCUCAGAAAUGAACAUGAAAAAGCCAUAGAUGUAUUGUGUCCUGUAAAAACCUACAGAACUAUUUGUUGGUUAGGCUUGCUGAUCCUAUUUUUGUAGUAUUAAUAGGAAUGCUUUUCCAACAUAAGAUAACUAUGUUACUCCUUUGUAUCUUAAAGUAUCUAGUGCUGAAAAAUCUGCAACUUCUUGGAUGACAUGUAAUGAAUUUUAGUAUAAUACUUGCAGG